GACAAGACAGCGACACCCUCGACAUCAAGCAGGCAUCGACCAGCUGCAUGCUCAAGGCGGCUAUCACACGGGCAGCAUCGCCGGCACCACUGCAUCAAUGCCGCAGGACGCUCUUUGGGUUCGGGAAGAAGAAGCAGACGCGGGAUGCACAGGCCACAGCGACACCGCUGCUGACAAAGGAUAAUUUAUUCCAUCCACUCAGCAGCUCACCGGUCCCUGCUCUCAGACAGCGUGCAGCCUUCAUCAAGAGGCAUGCAAAGUCACCCACAGGCAAGUCAAUAGCGUUUGAGUGUCCCGAGUCUGGGUGGCCGACACAUCAUGACGCAGAGGAGUAUCGUGCAGAUUAUGAAAAGCACAAGCCAUACAUACAUAUCCUCAGGCAAACCAAUGAAGAUGAGCAUGAUCUCAGAAGUGGUAGGGCUUUGGACGAGUUCAACUUUCCUGGGCGGCAAGACGUCGAAGAGGCCAUCAACAUGUCAAAUUGGGAUGGCUUUCUCUACACCCGCCAAUUCAAUGCAGUCAAUGCAGAGCGGAGUAUCAGGCACGUCUCGAAGCUGCUAACCUAUCCGUUGACCAUUGCUUCUGUCCUCCAUCAAGGCUCGCCGUACCGCAAACGACUCACGCGGGAAGGCCUUCGCAGUCUGUCUGCACUCAGAGCGACACUCCAUCCAGCCGUCUCGGCAGGUGCAACAUCUGAGAAUUUGCUUGCUGAAGGCAGACCUUUCCGCAUCUUUAUUCUCGGAGCGCGUGCCGAGUCUUCUUUGCCAGGGGAUGUGUGGAUGCAAGGACUUCCCUACAUCUUUCCAGACGUUUCCUUUCACGUCCACUUUAUUGGGCCUGAAGCCAUCUUGCCAGAGACGAAUCAACGUGGCAACCGUCGACAAAUUGUCAAGACGGUUGAUGGUGGUAUGACAGAGUACUACCAUCCGCGUCUGACAUUCUCAACACACAAGGAGUUGUACCACACGCUUCAUGCAUCUCAAACGUUUGCGCCAUUCGACCCUUACCUCGACGUCUUCUUCUUGCCUUGUCCAGGAUUAGGACAUCCAGUAACACAAGGACAAUGGGCAGACACGAUGCCUGCACUGCUUGAAACGAAAUGUGGCAUUUUCAUCACAGGCUACAAUGAGGAAGACAUGGCACGCGAUAUCGCAUUCAUUGCAGCAACCUGUCGCAACGAGCACGAUUUAUUGCUACGACCUGGUAUCAAUCACUUUGCCUCUCGUAAAUGGGAUGUCAGCGAUUUUGAUCCACGCGAUGUGAUUCAGAAUAAUUGGGGUGUCUUUGGCGUGCGUGGUAAGCUCUAUGAAGCGACUGUGUAUGGUAGUGAGGAACUGCACUAGGCGUUCUUGUGUAUUCGGCAUAUAGCGUGCAUCAUUGAGAUAAAAUUGGCAUAGUCAUUCCCCCUUCUUUCCGAUCA
This is a messenger RNA of Protomyces lactucae-debilis, 1420 nucleotides long. RefSeq names its product zinc-finger of mitochondrial splicing suppressor 51-domain-containing protein. Lineage: Eukaryota; Fungi; Ascomycota; Taphrinomycetes; Taphrinales; Protomycetaceae. Bases 48 to 1343 code for a protein of 431 amino acids. The record is from RefSeq and is a predicted model, not a curated record. The transcript has a single exon. Gene Ontology annotation, cellular component: extrinsic component of mitochondrial inner membrane.